Messenger RNA from Capsella rubella, 1209 nucleotides. Its product is annotated as putative F-box/kelch-repeat protein At4g11750. Gene Ontology annotation, molecular function: protein binding. The coding region runs from base 1 to 1119 and encodes 372 amino acids. Lineage: Eukaryota; Viridiplantae; Streptophyta; Magnoliopsida; Brassicales; Brassicaceae. The record is from RefSeq and is a predicted model, not a curated record. The transcript has a single exon.
AUGACCUUUAUAAUGCUUCCUGAUGACAUGGUUUUGAACUGUUUAGCCCGCGUCUCGAGAUUGUACUAUCCUAUUCUUUCUUUAGUUUCCAGGAGAUUUCGUUCUCUCCUUACUUCACUUGAGCUUUACCAAACUCGAACUCUCUUAGGCUGCACCGAGAGUUGUCUCUAUGUGUGUAUAGAGUCCCAUGACGACUGCAAUAGAACACGUUUGUUCACUCUCUGCCGGAGACCGACUCAAAACACUGCUCCUAACCCUACUCUAUGCAUUAAACCAAAUAAAUUUCUAACAAAGAAAGAGAAAAGGUCAAGAGACAAAAAUCUUUUGGUUUUCGUCGCAACCCAUAAAUUUUCUUAUACGAAUUGGUGGGAUUGUCAUCUAAUCGCAGUUGGGUGUAAUGUGUACCAAGUUAGCCAUUACACCCUAUCUCGUGUUAAGUUCAUGGACUGUCGGAAUCACACUUGGCACAAGGCUCCAAGCAUGUCGGUGGUUCGAGGUUACCCUAAUGUGAGUGUUCUUGAUGGAAAAAUAUAUGUAGCAGGAGGUUUGGGAGAUUAUGAUUCCUCGAAUUGGAUCGAGUGUUUCGAUCCCAAAACCAAGUCAUGGGAGCAUGUGCCAAGCCCUGCCGCGGAACUACAAGAGGAUUUUUUUUUGGAUAGCUUAGCCAUUGAUGGAAAGCUUUACAUCUCUGGGUCUGAAAAAAAGAGUAAUAUGGUUUACAAGCUGAAGGAAAAUAAAUGGGAUGUUGUAGGAUUAACGAAUACGGGUUGGAUUACCAGUUAUUCUUGCGUCAUCGAUAAUAUAUUGUUCGGUUAUGGAUGGUCGGAAAAGCUGGAAUGGUACGAUUUUGAUGGAGGAUCUUGGAAAGCUUUGAAGGGUUUGAAAAAACUGCUUAAAUUACUAAAAGAUCACAAUCGUAUUAGAUUAGAGAAUUUUGGAGGAAAGCUUGCGGUUUUGUGGGAUAAGGAUGUGCACGAAGAGAAGGUGAUUUGGUGUGCUGAGAUUGCUUUAGAAAAGCGCAAUGAACAUGAGAUCCACGGUAAGGUUGAGUGGUGUAGUGUCGUGCUUACAGUCCCCAUAUCUUGUAAGUUUUUGUUAUCAUUUAUUGUUACUGUUUGAUGCAUCAACACAUUAUUAACUACUAUUCCCUUGCUACAACUAAUGGCAGUUCUUGAAAUCGGAAUCAUGACUGAUCUUUAUUUGAUUAGC